Oncorhynchus nerka (sockeye salmon) is the source of this 1956-nucleotide messenger RNA. RefSeq names its product leucine-rich repeat, immunoglobulin-like and transmembrane domains 3b (gene lrit3b). The record is from RefSeq and is a predicted model, not a curated record. Bases 90 to 1418 code for a protein of 442 amino acids. The transcript is spliced from 6 exons. Gene Ontology annotation, molecular function: protein binding. Lineage: Eukaryota; Metazoa; Chordata; Actinopteri; Salmoniformes; Salmonidae.
UUGGGAGCGGCAAACUGGGAAUGUCAGCUAAACAGAGGAAUGUGGAGCUAAACAGAGGUUUUGCUUACUCUGGCCUUGCUUGGUGAAUAAUGUAUCGACUUCUCUUGGUUCAGAUGCUACAUUGUUGUUUCCUGGUGGCCCAUUCCUGCCCUACUCUGUGUACUUGUGUUUACCUAGGAGGGAGCAAUGGGACAGGUCUCAGGUCUGUUUUGUGCAGCGAACCCCGCAUGUCGGCCAUCCCCCUCAAUGCUCCAGCCGACACAGUCAAGUUUCGUCUGGAGAAAACCUCUAUCUCCAGAGUGCCCAGGGCAGCCUUCUUCUACCUGUCUGAGCUCCAUUUCCUGUGGUUGACCUACAACUCCAUCACCACCAUCCACCCCAGCAGCUUCCUUAACUUGAAGGCGUUGCGUGAGCUGCGAUUGGACGGGAACCUUCUCUCUGCCUUCCCCUGGGAGGGGCUUAGGGACAUGCCGCGGCUGCGCACACUGGGUCUGCACAAUAACCGCCUCUCCAGCCUCCCUGCCCACGCUGCCCUCUUUCUUCCCAACGUCACCUACCUGGAUCUGUCCAGCAACAGACUGACCACUCUGCCCUCAGAGCUGUUGGACCUUUGGUUCCCUCCCCCUGCCCAACUAACAGGCCCAACACAGAGAAGAGUGCUAGGUGUCCAUGACAACAUGUGGCAGUGUGACUGCCAAAUCUCUAUGCUGCUGGCCCAGUCUAAGUACCAGGAGAGCCCUGUAGUUCUGAUGGACCAGCUCCUGACCUGUAGCCGUAGCGGGGGAACCGCCGACCAGCUGGGGGCCCCCCUCACAGAGGCUGACUUGUCGCGGUGCCAGAGGCCCUCUGUCCAGCCUUCAGCCACCCGGGUUACCUCCCCGCUGGGCAGCAACGUGAUGCUCCGCUGUGAUGCCACAGGCUACCCCACGCCAGUACUCACCUGGACCAAAGCAGCAGGAGCCUCCUUAUACAACACAGAGUGCUGUCAACAACCGUACAGCAAAGCUGACCCUGAAAAACUACCCAUUAACUUGGACAGCUUUAUUCAGGAAUCUCCGCGUGUGGGAAUCCGAUGGUCCAUCAUCAACCUAAAUGGACUUUCGUACAAGGAUGCAGGAGAAUAUCGGUGCCAGGCACGGAACAUGGCAGGAACAGCAGAAGCCCCCAUUAGACUUAGGGUGGUGGGGGUGGUGCCCCCUUCCAUAAAGAGCAAGACCCGCAAAGCCCCUUCUAGAUCCUCAACCAGCAACAGAAAACCUCUCCCACAAAAGCCGAAACGGGCACAGAAUAUUACUUCAAUCUCCACCUCAAAAAAGAAGACUCUUCUGAACCUCAAGUAUGUUACACCCCCCACUCCAACGAACAAGACCCAGAGUAUCAAAAUGGCCCCGGUCCCCACCCCCCUGAAAAAAAUGUAAUCGUCCUCAAGUACAUACCCAAAUGCAAAAAAGUCAAACAGAAAACCUCAGAUAUCUGUCAAUACUAUACCCACCUCACCAGAAAACACUACCACUACAUCGUCUUCACCAGACAACAACAAGGACCAGAUGUAGUGGCCCUUUCAUCUAUUUCUAUAACAACCCUUCUUAUUCUAUGCCUUUCUGUUGGUCAAUAUUUUAAGGAGCUCAUACAUGACCCUUUAAAAACAGAGUGAUCAGUGGCCAACAGAGGGCGUCCAGAGCCCAGAGACAUGAAUAGCAAACUACAGUUACUCUGUUUAAGUGACAACAAUUACCAUUGAGGAUCUGAUGUAUUCUUUUUCCAGAUUUGUUUUAUUUUGUUUUACUGUUUUUAGAGAGGUAACGCUUAUCACCCUCUUAUCUGUGUAAGAUCUGUACUUGUGCUAAAGAUUACGAGGACAUAUUCCUACAAGGACAUAUUCUUACUAGGAGCUCAACAAUAAAGGGUAAUUCCGCCACUUCAUAUUCAUUCUCUCCUCCACCAUACCAGUGUCUA